AGCCCAUCCCCAUCCUUCUCUGAUCGGACGGUCGUCUCGAGCCCGUUGUGGGGUCGAUAGCAUCCGACGGUUACAGGAGGGCCGAGCCCAGGUUCACCGUCCUCCUCUGGAAAUCCUCUGGAGCGUUCCGUUUCACCGUUUCAGGUUUCCAUGGCGGCGGCGGCGCAGCUGCACGGAUCGGCAGCGACCGCGGCGGCCUACCGCCGGACUCGAGCCUACUCAGUUCCAUCCUCAUGCCGGGUGCUUUGGAGCCCUCUCGUGGGUUACCCAAAGCUUUUGAUGUCUGCCAAUGGAGUUGGUUUGAAACCAUUUAGUUUUGCUGCUAAAAUUUCAACAAAUGAGAAUGCUCAAGUUGAAGAACUAAACUUGCGAUCAGAUCAGAUGAAGGAAUUUGUACAGGCAGAGGGACAUCCCCAGAAGAGGAGUGCUAAAAUCCAUGACUUUUGCCUUGGGAUCCCUUUUGGUGGCCUUUUAUUUUCCAUGGGCCUUCUAGGAUACAUGUUCUCCAGAAGCACCAUAAGUAUUGUCUUGGGUGUUGCACCAGGGCUUGCCACUUUGCUGCUUGGUACACUCAGUCUAAAGUUUUGGAGGAGCGCAAUUUCUGCUUUCCUGGCAUGGAAGUAUUCUCACGCUUACUUCUUGACAAACAGACUCCUUCCUUGGGGCUUCUAUGCUUCCCUGAGCACCGCAAUGGCUUGUUUCUAUGGGUAUGUGCUGCUUGCUGGAGGAAAUCCCCCACCAAAGAAGUUGGCGGUCAUCCCACAACAGUAAAAAGAGAGAUCCGGUUCGGUCUAGGAUCAGCUUGGUUUGACCAAGUUCAUCAUGCUGUGGCAGCAGUAUGGCGCAAUUUUGAUUAUCAAAUUGUAUAUUCUCCAACCUGAAACUUGAUGAGCUAAUAAAGCUUCAGAGGAUGGUAGCCCUGCCUCCAGUGAACAUGCUCUGUUUUCUUCUACCUGAUGGAUGUACAUGAUAAAGAUAAGCUUGCUCAGCUUGUACUUGAAACAUUUGUAUUCGACUUAACAAAGUUGAGGUGUUAUAUUAUCAGAUGGCUUGUAGCUUCAUCAA
Messenger RNA from Panicum virgatum (switchgrass), 1065 nucleotides. Its product is annotated as protein FATTY ACID EXPORT 1, chloroplastic-like. Gene Ontology annotation, cellular component: membrane. The coding region runs from base 151 to 771 and encodes 206 amino acids. Lineage: Eukaryota; Viridiplantae; Streptophyta; Magnoliopsida; Poales; Poaceae. The record is from RefSeq and is a predicted model, not a curated record. The transcript is spliced from 6 exons.